Molecule: messenger RNA, 1185 nt
Organism: Kwoniella shivajii
Lineage: Eukaryota; Fungi; Basidiomycota; Tremellomycetes; Tremellales; Cryptococcaceae
Exons: 2
Coding region: 1-1185 (394 amino acids)
Molecular function (GO): pyridoxal phosphate binding; D-serine ammonia-lyase activity; L-serine ammonia-lyase activity
Source: RefSeq, a predicted model, not a curated record
AUGGCAGAUGUAUCUACUACUCUGCCGCUUGAGCCGGACUCCAUACGCCAUGCGUACAGUAAAAUCCACAGAUACCUUCACAAGACUCCCCUUCUGACCAAUAAGACGAUCGACCGAAUGGCAUCGUUCUCACCCGACACUGAUCAAUCCCCCAAGUUUAAUAUUUACUUCAAAUGUGAGAAUUAUCAGCGCAUAGGAGCUUUCAAAGCCAGGGGGGCAUUCUAUGCUGUCAUUCAUCUGAUAGAAGUACUAGGAUUAGAGGAAGUUCGAAGGAGAGGUGUGGUCACACAUUCUUCCGGUAAGCUAGCUCUCGCGUUGGCGGCGUCCCACUUUCAAAUACCCGCUCACAUUGUCAUGCCAACAAUCUCAACUCCGUCGAAAAUCGCUGGAACACAAUGUUAUACGAAGAAUGUUCGUUUCAGCGGUUCAACAAGUACGGAACGGGAAGCUGUAGUAAUGGAAGUUAUUGAGGAGACCGGAGCCAUUCUCGUUCCUCCAUAUGAUCACCCUGACAUUAUGUUAGGACAAGGCACUACAGCCUUGGAACUUCAGGAGCAAUAUGAAGCGGAAACAUCGAAUCAAGAUGAGAAGGCUGGACUGCGGAUAGUGUUAGCCCCUUUAGGGGGAGGAGGACUUUUAUCCGGAAUCUCCAUCUUUUUUUCGAAUAAACCUGAAAUUGCGGUUAUUGGAUGCGAACCCUCUUUUCAAGGCGGGAACGAUGGAGAGAUUGGUCUCAAUUCGGCUCCCCCUCGACGUAUAGAAACGGUCAAGACACUUACAAUAGCUGAUGGACUCAGGACACCUGUCGGAGAGUUACCCUGGAAGAUCUUUACAAGUGGUUCUGAAAUCAAGAAGAAGAACCUCAAGACUAUUUACAGUGUCACGGAAGAGCAGAUUAAGAAUGCGAUGCGUUUAGUCUUUGAGAGAAUGAAGGUAUUCAUCGAGCCUAGCUCUGCUGUUCCCCUAGCCGUUGUUUUGUACAAUCACGAGUUUAGAAAAUGGGUCCAUCAACAACAGCAGGCGGAGGGCGGGGCAGGAUGGGACAUAGCAGUGGUCCUCUCUGGUGGCAAUACCACUAUAGACGCAGUAAUUGGCCUUUUCGGUGGACCUGACAAGGACGUCAAGAGAGCAGAAGGUAUCAGCGGCCUGGACGGAAAAUCGGUUGUGGAGAAUGUUGCAGGAUAA